Epinephelus fuscoguttatus (brown-marbled grouper) is the source of this 6607-nucleotide messenger RNA. RefSeq names its product FYVE, RhoGEF and PH domain-containing protein 5-like. Lineage: Eukaryota; Metazoa; Chordata; Actinopteri; Perciformes; Serranidae. Gene Ontology annotation, cellular component: cytoplasm. Gene Ontology annotation, molecular function: guanyl-nucleotide exchange factor activity; metal ion binding. The coding region runs from base 223 to 4626 and encodes 1467 amino acids. The record is from RefSeq and is a predicted model, not a curated record. The transcript has 21 exons.
UCCUGCGCGCUGUAGGACGCACAAACGAUCAGCUGAGCAGCGUUUUCCCUCUCAGAGGAAGGUUAGACAGAGCUGUUGUUCAGUCACUCAGUCACUCAGUCCCUCUCUCUGUAUGUUUGCACACUUCAUCUGAGUUCCGCUCCGUUUUUACACGUUAUUCAACAUUUUGUGAACCGAAGCUGCUCCCGUGGACGAGAUGUUGGAGACGGUCGCUUCGCAAAAAUGAACACAGACUGCACCAAGCCUUCUGUUGCUCCAAAGCCAAGAUUUGUUUGUCACGCCAGCCUGAGGCUGCCCUCCCCUCUAAUGUCUACAGCCAGGGGUCCCAAACCUUCUAUAGCCCCAAAACCUAAAGUCACACCACAGCUUAAUGGCAACCAGGGAGAAUGCAUCAAUGGAAGCCUGCUAACUUCAGAUGGCGAGGUUGACGAGGAGCACGAGACAGAGAACGGUUUAGACAAAGUGGCUGCAGACAGGUUGGCAACGGAGAAAGAUUUCAACGCCUACAUCCUCAAAUCACCACAAAAAGAUGUUCCGGGGGUGGAGGAUGGAGAGGAGGAAAAGGAAGAGGAAGAAGACGUGAUUCAGAAGAUGGAUGAGGACUGGAGGUUAACUGACAGCGCUCUAACAGAGGAGGUAGACUCCCUGGAAACACUUUGGGUUAGUGAUGCUGGACUUACAGUUGACUCAGAGGAUGUGGUGGAGAUGGUUGACACAGAUGUGACGGAGGACAUGGAUGCCGAAGGUUGCGACGCAGGCGAGGCGCUGGCUGACACAGAUGGCAUCUCAGUGGGGAACAUUUCUGUUAAUAGCAUUGAUGAAGAGGCAGGCUGCUAUUCCUCUAAAAGUGGAGACAUGAGGGAGAGGCAGCUCCAGAUUAAGGAGGAUGAAGCAGGUGACUGUACAGCAGAUGAUUUAACGGAGUCUCUCACAGAUGAGCCUGGUCUCUUGAGCAAUGAAAACAUGAAGGACACUGAUACACAGGUUUUACUAACAGAUGUAGGGGAGAAAGAAGAGGAGCCUGCUCCUGAUUGUGGCAUCACUUGUAACAUCCUGAAGUUUAGAUGUGGCCAUAAAAUGAAGGAAAAGGGCGAAAACCUGCAGAACUUUCAUGACUUGAUCCCUGAAGAGCAAAAACAUGUCUGUAACACAACUGAGGAAGACGAUGAUCCAACUCACGAGCCUUAUUACAUCUCUUCAGAGGACAUUAUUAACAGAGAGAUGAUGCUAAGGAAUAACAAAGCUCACGGACUACCACCCAGUCCACUUUCGUCUGUGAAUCACAGUGGAGCAUCAGCUGGGAAAUCUGAGGGAACAGCAGAAAAUGGACAAACAGAGUGUGUGUCCUCUGAGGAUUAUGUGGAUGUUAGUAAGAGUCUUCAGUACUGUAGCUACAACAGUGAUGAAAACAAGGUGAGAACCUCUCAGAAAAGGACCGUAGAACCUAAAGCUCGGACAGCAGAGGCCUUGCUCGAUCAUGUGGACUGUCAACCGAGAUUCAGAUUGGUGUCCAUCUCAGUGCCGACGGACACCGACACCUCGCUGACAUCUUCUUUCUCUGAAAGCCAGCUGAUUUCCCCGAGUGACUCUGUCUUUGAGGAAGACCUAGAGGGUCACAUAGUGCCGUUUCUGGAUGACACUACUGACACAGAGCAGGACAUCAGUGAUGAACAUGUGUACGAGGAACCAGGGCACAGCUCAGAGGGCGAAAAUGUUUUUCCCUUCCAUAAGAGGACAACAGACAUGCGCUCCCACUCACUGUCACACCGCAAUAAUAAUAAUGUGGCUGAGAUGGGAGGGAAGUUUGUUCAGAGGCCCUACAUGAGUGGGUUUGGACAACCUGCGCUGAGCAGCAGCCCCAUGUUGAGCUCAAUGCGGCCCAAGAGCUACAGCAAACCCCACUAUCUGUCCCUGUAUCCCCGCUCCCUCUCCAUGGAGGGACAGGACAUGCCUCUGGGUGUCUACAGCUACAGGGAAGGAUCCCCAAGACAGGGAGGUGCUAUUUGUUCAUCUGGAAGCUUCUCACGGUGCUCACCUCUGUCGUCCAGCGGAAUGUCCACUCCGACAUCUGUAGUGGACAUCCCUCCUCCCUUUGAGCUGGCCUACAUCACCAAGAGACCCAUCACAAAGAGUUCCCCCUCACUCCUCAUCGAAGGAGACUCAUCGGAGAAAGACAGGAAAAAGAAAUCCUCCAUUAAGCGUUUCCUGAUGCUUAAAUUUAGGCGGAAAACAGAGAGCAAACCUGUAGUGGAUGUUAAUCCGUCCUUGUUCAAGCCCUCACCAGAGUCCAACCACCACGCGCCCAGCAGACUACUGGAUCUAGAUAGACGCAGCAUCAGUAGCUCUCCACACCUCAACACACGCUCCACUUGUAAACCUGUUCCAUCCGAGCCGACCCCCACCUUCUUGCUCUACCAGGAAAGCAAAAGAAAAGGGAGCUCUGUGGCCUUUCUCAAUCGCAGCGUCGUCCGGGUGGAGUCUUUUGAGGACCGCUCCCGCGUGCCUUUCACACCCCUUCCCCUGACCAAGCCUCGCUCCAUCUCCUUCCCCAACACGGAUACCUCAGACUAUGAGAAUGUUCCCGCCAUCAGCUCGGAUUACGAGAACCUUCAGGUCCCACAGCGGAGGCCCAUCCGACAGCCGCCAUAUACAGACUUCUUUGACCGUCCCAGUCGGGUACUGUCCUCUGCCAAUGAGACUGAUGGUUACGUCGACAUGAGCAGCCUCCCUGGGUUCAAGAGUAAAACUCAGUCACCUGAACAGGAAACGGAAAGUGCCUACACAGAAGCCUACAACGUGUGUUCAGUGGCAGCUUCUCCACAGUCUGUCUCAGUGGGCGAUGUUGUGCGAGAGACGGCGCGUGAGGAAGACCAAGGACGCACCUCUGAGGAGGAGGAGGGUGGUGCAGACUGCAUUUAUGACAGACAGCCCGACGGCCGAUCCAGAGCCUUUUACAUCGCCAAAGAGCUGGUGGAUACAGAGAGAUUACAUGUGAAAGCCCUCAAGCUCCUCCAGGAAGACUUUCGGGAAGCAGUGGGGGCUGCGGUUGGGGAUGAGGGGGAACCUGUGUUGGACGAAGAGAGGCUUCGAGAGAUUCUCAAUGAACUGCCUGAUGUUUACACCCUGCACCGCAGGAUCCUCACCGAGCUGGAGAAUCGAAUCCGACACUGGGAGGAGAGCCAGAGGAUUGCAGAUGUCUUCCUGUCCAGAAAAGCAGAGUUCUUGGUUUUUACCACCUACAUCGGUCACUACGACCGAAGUAUGAACCUGCUGGAGGACAGCUGCAGAACUUCACCUGGCUUUGCAGCCAUUGUUCAUCAGUUUGAGCAGCAGAGUCCAGCUGGGGAAGAGGUGUCACUGAAACAUCAGCUGCUGCAGGUCAUCGUGCGUGUGGCUCAGUACCGCAUGCUCCUCACUGAUUACCUAAACAACCUCUCCCCUGAUUCCAAGGAAUAUGAAGACACCCAAGCUGCUGUGGCCUUUGUGUCUGACAUUGCAGAUCAAGCAAAUGACAGCUUAAAACAUGGGGAGAACUUGUUGCGUCUGGUCAACAUAGAGUACAGUGUUCGUGGCCAGCGGGACCUGUUGCAGCCUGGCAGGGUCUUUGUGAAGGAGGGCACCCUGAUGAAGGUCAGCAGGAAGAGUCGACAGCCCCGCCAUCUGUUUCUGAUGAAUGAUGUGCUGCUGUACACCUACCCUCAGCAAGACGGGAAAUACAGACUGAAGAAUACUCUGCCACUCACCGGCCUGAAGGUCAGUAAACCCAUCAUAGAAAAUGUCCAGAAUGCACUGCGGAUUGAAGGAGCAGACAUCUCCAUCACUUUGUCUGCGAGUUCUUUUAUCGAAAGAGAAGACUGGUUUUACACUCUGAGCCGCACUGUGACUGAACAUGCCAGAGGAGCUGUAGCAUUCAACGGCUGCCCAGGAGAGGCCAGGGAUCGUCUGCGGCUGACUCUGGGAGAGAAAGCUCCCACACUUGUUCCAGUCUCACAAGUGAUGAUGUGCAUGAACUGCACCUCAGAUUUCAGCCUCACUCUCCGAAGACACCACUGCCACGGCUGCGGAAGAAUUGUGUGUCGAAGCUGCUCCAGGAACAGAUACCCACUGAAAUACAUGAAAGACCGCAUGGCCAAAGUGUGUGAUCACUGUUACAGCGAGCUAAAGAAGAGAGGGGGAGACGUGUCUGCACUGUCAGCUAAGAGUAGCCCUCGUCCAAACCGCUCCAGUCGUCCUCUUUCUGCCAUGUUCCAAAACAUUCAUCCUCCCAACAUCUGGAGACACCGGAAAGGCACUCUCUCCUUCAACCAGGUGACAGUGUCAGAGGAAGGCUCCAUCAGUGGCACUCUGCAGCGCAGCAAGAAGAGCAAGAGGAACUGGAAGAGACUGUGGUUCCUCCUAAGAGACAAGGUGCUUUACACCUACCGAGCCCAAGAGGAGAAAGUAGCGUCAGAGAGUUUACCUCUGCUGGGUUUCACCGUGAAGCUACCUGAGCAGCAGGGGGGAGAGGAGGAGGCCAACAUCUUCCAGCUUUACCACAAAAACACUUUGUAUUACUCCUUUAAAGCUGAGGACAACUUUACAGCCCAGAGGUGGGUAAACGCCAUGGAGGAAGCCACAGUUUUAUAGGAUCAGCUACUGCCGAAAAUAGAAGUCUGCUGCCUCUCUCCUGCUACAAACAGACUGUGAAACCAAAAGGGGGAAGAUAACGAUAUUUGAUUAUGUCUGCAAGUUGUAACGUGGACUGAAUAAAAGACGACAUCUUGUUCUUUUAGAGGGGACACGAUUACCUACUUAGUCAACCUCCAGUGUCCCGGCCUGCUGUUACCGCAGGUGUGAUGCUGAGAGCCACGAGAAGCGUUGGCCCAAAUACCUGCCAGUGUGGAACAUUACAUUGAUGUGACCUGUAUUUCCCCCAGCAGCUGAUCAGCAACAUUCCUCCAAAUCAUGGGGAAGAUUUCAAGUAUUUUUUUCAAUGUAUAAAAUAUUUUAUAAACAACCUAAAGAAAUUAUUUCAAUAGCUGAACAAACGUACGCAUCAAAGGUCCAGUCGCUAUGAUUUAGGGGGAUAUAUUGGCAGAAAUGGAAUAUAGUAAGUGUUUUCUUUGGUGUCACCUGAAAAUAAUAAUUGUCGUGUUUUCGUUACCUUAGAAUGAGCCAUUUAUAUCUACAUAAGGAGCUGGUCCUCAUGUUUCAGAGUCCACCAUGUUUCACGGCCAUGUUUCUACAGUAGCCCAGAACGGACAAACCAAACACUGACUCUAGAUGGGGCCAUUUGCUUUUUCUCAUUGGCCACUGUAGUCAAACAGCACUGCUCCCGGUUAAAACCUCCUGAACAUCUGGAUCAGAAAUGAAGUGAACACGAAUUAAGUUAUCUGAGAAAAAAGGCGAGCGCACAUUAGCAACUGCUGGGCUAGUGGCCUGUCUGUGACGAGCCAAACAGCAUUAGAGAAACACUGAUUUGUAACGUGAAACUGCUUUAAUCAGUGUUUUUACUGGUUUAAAUCAGGUGUUGUGUUUGUUUGGGAGAAGAAGAGACCUCUGCGGAUAAUUUGGCUCCCAAUAUAAACUUCCUGAUCAAUGAACACUGAAGGAAUCCUAACCGAAGUUCACGCUGAGCACGUAGAAGAAGUUUCAGCUGGUCACAAUUUGCAGUCCUCACCGCUAGAUGCCACCAAACAGUCAUUUUACUGUUGUUUCCAGGGAGGCUGGAAAAUUGGUAGCACAUUUCAACCUCACUCAAAAAUGCCCAAAUUUGGAAUGGCCUGAUCUUCGGGAAAUUAGUUAUGCCUUCAUUUCAACAUAUGUUCCUCCACUGGAUUAAGUGCAUCUCUAUGACUAACACCCUGAAGCACAGGCUGUAUCAAAGAAUGCGUAAUGUUAUAUGUAUAGAUGUGUCUGUAGCCAUGCCAUGCACUGUACUGUUGGAGAUGGUUCUGCCAGUGAUUAUAAAACGUUUAUAUGCUUCUUUUGCACUGACAUAAAAAGGAAUGAACCUGAAUAGGAAAUAUGAGUGUACCUGCAUCACAGAGGCCGAAAGCUUCAACUACUGUACUUCACUUACUUGAUUUACUAAACAUACUUUUUAAAAAAUGUUGCCAGUUAUGUCAUUAUUGUUUGAAAUACUUAAAACAAGUGUAAUGUAAAUAUAUAAAGACUCCACAUCCAGUUGUGCACAGGUGUUGCUGCCCUGGACUGAACCAUGAAUCACUGAUAUCACUGAUCUACAUUAUCAGUGUCUUUGUACUGUAGCUGAGGAUUUAUUACGUUUGAAUUUCUAACACUAUUAUAUUAAAACAGUAAAGGAGGCGUUAACAAUGGAAACUGUCUGUGUCUGUGUUUUCUCUUCAUCCUCCUCAUCAUGGGCAGAUUGUGAGACCAUGGGCCCCGAUGCAAAAGGCCCCACCACCUCUCCAACACGGGGGCAAGACAUGGGGACUCUGGUGCUUUUUCUUCUUUUUCAUUGAUUGCGUCUGUUUAUAGUCGAUUUGUGUGAGGAAAUUUUGUCUCUUCAUGGUAUUUUUUUGUGUUUGGUCUUUCUGUGUCUCUUUGAGGUCAUGUUAUGUCUCUUUGGGGUAAUUGUUAUGUCUUCUUUUGGUCAUUUUGUAGU